AUGAAGAUUGCUUCGAAGCCUUGCAUUGGAUCAUCAAAAACUCCUGAAUGGCUGGAAAAACAUGCUGACUUGUCUAAGGCUUUCUUGAUGGGCAGUAGCGCUGGUGGUAACAUAGCUUAUCAUGUUGGCCUCCAUGUAGCUGCGUGUGUUGACGAACUCCUGCCUCUGCAGAUCAAAGGGUUGAUAUUGCAUCAGCCAUACUUUGGUGGGAUCGAGAGGACUGAAUCAGAGUUGAGGCUCGCCAAGGACAGGGUUGUACCGUUGACAUUAAGUGAUCUGUUGUGGGAUCUGAGCUUGCCAAUCGGCGUUGACCGCGAUCAUGAGUAUUGCAAUCCAAUGGCGAAGAUUAAGCCAGACCAAUUUGAUCAUGUCAAAUCUCUAGGGUGGAAGAUUUUGGUCACUGGCUGUGACGGUGAUCUGUUAAUAGACCGCCAGAUUGAGCUUUGGAAGAAAUUAGAAGAGAAUGGUGUACCGGUAGCAGGUAAGUUUGAUGAGGGAGGAUGUCAUGGGUAUGAGCUUGGAGAUCCAUCCAAGGCUAAAGAACUGGCCAUUACCAUUAAGGACCUCGUAGAAUCUACCACCACUUCUUGA
Coffea eugenioides is the source of this 591-nucleotide messenger RNA. RefSeq names its product carboxylesterase 1-like. Lineage: Eukaryota; Viridiplantae; Streptophyta; Magnoliopsida; Gentianales; Rubiaceae. Gene Ontology annotation, molecular function: hydrolase activity. Bases 1 to 591 code for a protein of 196 amino acids. The record is from RefSeq and is a predicted model, not a curated record. The transcript has a single exon.